Molecule: messenger RNA, 422 nt
Organism: Pristis pectinata (smalltooth sawfish)
Lineage: Eukaryota; Metazoa; Chordata; Chondrichthyes; Rhinopristiformes; Pristidae
Product: cytochrome c oxidase subunit 8B, mitochondrial
Exons: 2
Coding region: 143-367 (74 amino acids)
Biological process (GO): mitochondrial electron transport, cytochrome c to oxygen
Cellular component (GO): mitochondrion
Source: RefSeq, a predicted model, not a curated record
AUUGGUCACGGGGGACGAGCCGAGCCAAGUCUCUGCAAUAAUAGUUAGUGCCAGUUGUGCGUUAACUCGGUGCCUUUGCCAGUGACCUUGGGGCGGCUGAAAUUCCAGCCGCGGCCGCCAUCCAGACCCAUUCAGCAGCGAGAUGCAGAGGGUGUGUGUCCCCGCUGGCCGAGCCCUGCGGCUCCUGCUCCCCCGGCUCCAGCAGCGCGUCCCCGCCGCCAGGAUCGUCUCCAAACCCGGCAAAGAGGAGCUGACAGCGAUGGAGCAGGUGACCGGACUUGCGGUGCUGACCGCCUGCAUGCUGAUUCCCUCGGGCUGGGUUCUCGCUCACCUGGAGCCCCACCGGCGCAGGAUGAAGGGUCCGUGAAGAGGCGGCCGGAGCCGCACCGGGAGUCGCCCCAAUAAAACCCUCCGAAUCGCAA